Messenger RNA from Clunio marinus, 321 nucleotides. The record is from the annotation of a GenBank genome assembly. NCBI's taxonomy places the organism in Eukaryota, Metazoa, Arthropoda, Insecta, Diptera, Chironomidae.
AUGUAUGGUUCAAAAGCAGAGACUGAAACAAUAAACUCGUUAGAAGAAAAUAAGGAAAAAAUAGUCGAGAAGUUAACUGAGCAGUAUGAGCUUUACAACUUGAAGAAACUUCUCGCUUUCUGUCUUCUUUCCCUUCAAGAACUUAAGAGCGCUAAAAUAUAUUUUUGUGAUGAUCAUGAUGACGAUGAUGAUGAUGACGAAGAAUUAUUCCAAGAAAAAGUUAAAGAGCUCAAAGAUGGAUGCAUAACAAGUGCUGUUAUUAAUGAAAUAAUUAAAUUAAUUUGGUCAGAUUGCUGCGUAUUGAAUAUUCAACAGAAUUAA